This is a messenger RNA of Prunus armeniaca (apricot), 474 nucleotides long. NCBI's taxonomy places the organism in Eukaryota, Viridiplantae, Streptophyta, Magnoliopsida, Rosales, Rosaceae. The record is from the annotation of a GenBank genome assembly.
AUGGAGACUGCAUCAAACAAUACAGGAUCUGGUGCUCAAAAAACUGUCACUACUGAUGCUGCUUUGAAGCAAGUGUCAGAAGGUAAUGUUAGCGAGGUGCCAAAAGUCCCAAACUCAAAUUUAAAUGAUGGAUCAACAGAAGUAGGAACUAGUGCUGCAGGUUCAACCAAGGAGAUUGGAUCAAGCAAUACAAAAUCUGGUGUUCCAGAUACUAUGACUAAUGUUGGUGAGCUGGCAAAACCAUCGGAUUUGAAGGAUGGAUCGACAAAAGUAGGAACUAAUGUAGUGGGUUCUACCAAGGACAUUGCAUCAAGCAAUACAGAAUCUGGUGUUCAAGAUACUAUCACUACUCAUACUACUUUUGAGGAAGUCUCAGACGAUAACGCCGGUAAGCUGCCAAAACCAUCAGAUUCAAAGGGUGGAUCUACAAAAGAAGGAACCAAUGCAAUGGGUUCUACCAAGGAGAUUGCAUAA